AUGGAGCUUGAUGAUCAGAUCGAGAAGAUUCUCAAGGGCCUUCCUGAGGAAUAUCGUCAUGUUGUUGAUCAACUUGAAGGUCGUGAACGCACCCCGUCGCUACCUGAGGUAUUUGAGAAACUUCUUCAUCAUGAAGUUACGUUGAAAAAUCUGGUUGUUUCCUCUCCCUCGCUUCCUGCAACAGCAAAUGCGGUUCAAGUUCGUGGUCACCACAACCGUGGUCAGUCACGUUCUCAUCCCCGUUCGAACCAAACUUGGCAACAACAACAGUUUCAACAGCGCCAUCACAACUCCGCUCAGCGUGGUUAUCAAGGUUGCUGUCAGAUUUGUGGUGUCCACGGUCACAGUGCUCGUCGCUGCUCUCAGUUUCAACUCGCCGGUGGUAACUACAACAUGGGAGCUCCCGCUUCGUCGUCUCCUAUUCAAUGGCAGCCUCGAGCGAACUUGGCUACCGCCAAUCCUUGGCUUCUUGACUCGGGAGCGAUGCAUCAUCUCACAACGGACUUGAGCAAUCUUUCCCUCACCAUUGCUGACGAUAUCGGACUUACUAUCUCACAUACGGGUGAAGGAUCUCAAAACGGGGGUCCGGUUGCUGCAAGGGAGAACAAAGAAUGA
Camelina sativa (false flax) is the source of this 615-nucleotide messenger RNA. NCBI's taxonomy places the organism in Eukaryota, Viridiplantae, Streptophyta, Magnoliopsida, Brassicales, Brassicaceae. The record is from RefSeq and is a predicted model, not a curated record.